This is a messenger RNA of Neocloeon triangulifer, 2400 nucleotides long. RefSeq names its product hepatocyte growth factor-regulated tyrosine kinase substrate (gene Hrs). Bases 123 to 2240 code for a protein of 705 amino acids. Lineage: Eukaryota; Metazoa; Arthropoda; Insecta; Ephemeroptera; Baetidae. The record is from RefSeq and is a predicted model, not a curated record. The transcript has 11 exons. Gene Ontology annotation, molecular function: ubiquitin binding; phosphatidylinositol binding; metal ion binding.
UGGGGAGAAGAGGGAGUGACGUCGUCCAUCACCGCCCGUGUUUGACGUUUCUUUUCCCGAUUGCUAUUUGUUAAAGUUUAGAGGCGAAAUUUCCACCCUGCCUUCCGCUGGACGCUCAAAAAAUGUUUCGGACCUCUUCAACUUUUGACAAGCUUUUAGACAGGGCAACUAGCAACCUUCGUUUGGAGCCUGACUGGCCCGCAAUCAUACAAAUAUGUGAUUUGAUUCGCCAGAGUGACGUUCCGGCGAAAUAUGCACUGACUGCCAUCAAGAAGAAAAUCUACCAUGCGAAUCCACACGUGGCCAUGUUUGGACUGCAGGUGCUUGAGUCGGCUGUAAAGAAUUGCGGCAACUUGAUCCAUGACGAGAUAGGCACUCGAGCGUACAUGGAGCAGAUGCAGGAAUUGGUCAAAAGCUCGCCUCAUGAGAAUGUUCGCAACAAAUGCUUGGAGUUGUUGCAAGUUUGGGCCCAUGCGUUCCGCAACUCUGCCAAAUACCGACCAGUCCAGGACCAGGUCAAUAUUCUCAAGACCGAGGGCUACCAGUUCCCAGCGCUCAAGGAGAGUGAUGCCAUGUUCUCUGCUGACACAGCUCCAGAAUGGGCUGAGGGCGAAUGUUGCCAUCGCUGCCGAGUGCAGUUCUCAAUGAUGCAAAGAAAGCACCACUGCCGAGCGUGCGGACAAGUGUUUUGCAACCAAUGCUCAGCAAAGACCUCCACCCUGCCCAAGUUCGGCAUCGAAAAAGAAGUCCGAGUUUGUGAGUCAUGCUUUGAGAAAGUCAACAAGCCUGGGCCUGCGAUUAAGGGCAGUGAGGCAGAACUGCCAGCUGAAUAUCUAGCCAGCACAUUGGCUCAGCAAUCACAGACCCCUGCUAAAAAAACUGAGGAAGAGUUGAGGGAGGAAGAAGAGUUUCAGUUGGCAUUGGCACUGUCAAAAUCUGAGGCCGAAGAGAAGGAAAAGGAGCGUGAGAAACAAAGAAUGCGUACGGAAAUGAUCAACUCGGCUUACAAACAGUCGCAGAACAGUCCAAGCAAGCAGCUGGAAACCGAGUUGAAGUUAGACAAUGGAGAGAACACUGGCGAACUGGCUCGCUACUUGAACAGAGGGUAUUGGGAGCAGCGACAGGAAGGUCUGCCCAGCGCUCCUGCUACAGCCAGCACCACUUCCUUGGGGUCUCCCGUGCACCUGAGCCCUCGCAAGUUCCAGGAAAACGGAGGCAAUGAAAAUUUAGAGGACUUCAUCCGAACCCUGCGAAGCCAGAUUGAAAUUUUUGUAAACCGCAUGAAGAGCAACUCGAGUCGCGGUCGUAGCAUCGCCAACGAUAGUUCGGUCCAGACGUUGUUCUUGAACAUCACCUCCAUGCAUUCUCAACUGCUGAAGCACAUCACUGAGGAAGAAGACAGGCGCAUCCACUUUGAAGGCCUGCAGGACAAGUUGGCGCAGUUGCGAGACGCCAGAGCUGCUCUAGAUGCGCUUCGAGAGGAACACCGAGAAAAGCUGCGGAGGCAGGCUGAGGAGCAAGAUCGCAUCAGGCAGAUGCAGAUGGCGCAGAAAUUAGACAUGAUGAGGCAGAAGAAACAGGAGUACCUGCAGUACCAACGACACUUAGCUUUGCAACGCAUUCAGGAGCAAGAACGAGAGAUGCAAAUGCGCCAGGAGCAGCAGAAGCAGCAUUACAUGGCGAUGGGCUCUGGUUAUCCCUUCCCGCCCCAGCACUAUCCUCCUGAGCAGUACGGCGCGAUGCCGCCUCCGCCGCACGCGAUGUCUCCAGCCAGUCACUACCCACCUUACCCUGACUACCAGCAGUACCAGCCUAGAAUGAUGAUGCAGCCCCCGAUGGGGUCCAUGCCGCCGCAAAUGGGCCCCCCGACCACUCAACCGCAGGCCAUGCCCAUGGGUGCUGCUCCGUCAGGGGCUCCUCAGAUGCCCCCUGGAGUGCCGAUGGGUGUCCCUGCUGGACAAAUGCCACCACCCGGGGCGCCGCAGCAGAUUCCACAGGGCAUGAUCCACCAGGGUAUGCCCCCAGGUGCCCAAUUGCCUCCUCCUGGUGCUAUGCAGAUGCAACCACCUUCUGGAUACGCGCAGCAGCCACAAAUGGGACAACCGAUGAUGCAGCCACCCUACGGACAACCCUCUCCUAUGAUUUCUCCCCAACACGCUCCUCAAAUGCAGCAGCAGCAGCCACCCCCGCCCCAGCAACCUCCUAACACCCAGACUGCGGAGCUCAUCAGCUUUGACUAAUUUUAUGCUAAAUUUUAUGAAAUAUAUGCAAGUUUGUUUCUACCUUGUGAUUUGAUGGUAAUAGGGGUUGAGGGCUGCGCUAGAGCCGAUUUUUAUUCUUCAAUGUGAAAUGCAUUUUAGUUGUACAACGCAUAUUAAACUAUAUUAUUCCAUUGCAAAA